Molecule: messenger RNA, 709 nt
Organism: Oxyura jamaicensis (ruddy duck)
Lineage: Eukaryota; Metazoa; Chordata; Aves; Anseriformes; Anatidae
Product: lysine-specific demethylase 6B-like
Exons: 4
Coding region: 16-567 (183 amino acids)
Biological process (GO): heart development; regulation of gene expression
Cellular component (GO): MLL3/4 complex
Molecular function (GO): chromatin DNA binding; RNA polymerase II cis-regulatory region sequence-specific DNA binding; histone H3K27me2/H3K27me3 demethylase activity
Source: RefSeq, a predicted model, not a curated record
CACGAGCGCAGCACCAUGGGGGUGGGACAUGGUCGGGGACACAGCCAUAACGGUGACACAGUGUGGCCAGGGGACACCCGUGACGUCCCUGCUGUCCCCUUAGCCUACCAGUACCAGCUGGCGCUGGAGCGCUAUGAGUGGAACGAGGUGAAGAACGUCAAGUCCAUCGUGCCCAUGAUCCACGUCUCCUGGAACGUCGCCCGCACCGUCAAGAUCAGCGACCCCGACCUCUACAAGAUGAUCAAGUACUGCCUGAUGCAGUCCAUCAAGCACUGCCAGGUGCAGCGCGAGAGCUUGGUCCGCGCCGGCAAGAAGAUCGCCUACCAGGGACGGGUGAAGGACGAGCCGGCGUACUACUGCAACGAGUGCGACGUGGAGGUGUUCAACAUCCUCUUCGUGACGAGCGAGACCGGCGGGCGCAACACCUACCUGGUGCACUGCGAGGGCUGCGCCCGGCGCCGCAGCGGGGCCCUGCACGGCGUCGUCGUCCUCGAGCAGUACAAGACCGAGGAGCUGAUGCAGAUCUACGACGGCUUCACCCUGGUGGCGUCGCCCAGCUCCAGAUGAGCCCUGCCCGGCCCAGGGGGUUCCUGGGCGCCUGUGACGGGGACACGGGGACGCCCCCCCCGCCCCCCACCCCGAACACUUUUUAUUUAUUCAUGGGGAAAUCGCCCCAAAAUGGGCCUCCCCCCCCCCCCAUCUUCUUGCC